Schizophyllum commune H4-8 is the source of this 7344-nucleotide messenger RNA. RefSeq lists its product as uncharacterized. Gene Ontology annotation, cellular component: MOZ/MORF histone acetyltransferase complex. The transcript is spliced from 16 exons. Lineage: Eukaryota; Fungi; Basidiomycota; Agaricomycetes; Agaricales; Schizophyllaceae. The record is from RefSeq and is a predicted model, not a curated record. Bases 340 to 7203 code for a protein of 2287 amino acids. Gene Ontology annotation, biological process: regulation of transcription by RNA polymerase II. Gene Ontology annotation, molecular function: protein binding.
CGGAUCUUUCUUCGCCUUCUUGGUAGACUGCAUGAGCGUGUUGGGAUCCUCAGCGGCCUUUCGUUUGGUGACUGGGCCGGGCGCGGCAGGGGUCAUCUGAGAUAUCGCUGUGACCAAUAUGGGUCUGAGCACGGCGGUCAUAGAUCUCCUUGGGGGGUGCCGCGCGGCGGGACGUGAAAGACGGCGAGCUCGACGCGCGCGACGACGAAGUUCAGGUUAAGACGCGGGUACGCGAUUUUUCUCACGGUUUAAUCAACAAAGAGCCGUCGCCAUUGUUCUUGCCACCGACGUUCAUGCCAUUGUUCUGCUGCUCGUAAUCACCUCAAGCAGACGUAGGGGAUGGCACGGGCGUCGACAGCAGACCACAAGCACGACGCGAUACCGGUCGUCGAGUUCAUCAAGGUCGACGAGGACGAGACGACCAAACCAGUCGGCGUCAGCGACAAGAACGCUCGCACCUAUGGUUACAAUGACCUGACCCCGUUCGUUCGCCCGGAGCACUACAUCCGGCACAUUGAACCCCUGGAGGCAGACCUCGCGCGGCAGGUCGAAUAUGACAUGGACGAGCAAGACCAAGAAUUUUUGGACGCGGUGAACGCGGAGCGCAAGAAGGAGCAACUCGAUCGCGCCAGCUACGAGCUCUUCGAGAUCAUCAUUGACCGCCUGGAGAAGGAGUGGUUUGACCUGACCAAGAAUAUCCCCAAGCCGGACUUUGCACUCCCCUCUGAAGACUCAACAUGCGCGAUCUGCGACGACAGUGAAGGAGAGAACACAAACGCCAUCGUCUUCUGCGAUGGAUGCAACCUUGCAGUCCACCAAGAAUGCUACGGCGUCCCCUAUAUCCCUGAAGGCCAGUGGCUUUGUCGAAAGUGUACUGUCAGCCCGGAGAACCCAGUGUCCUGCGUGCUCUGCCCUAAUGAGGGUGGCGCGUUUAAACAGACCGUCAACGGGGAUUGGAUUCACUUGCUCUGCGCCAUGUGGAUCCCCGAGACCCAAGUCGUCAAUGAGACAGUCAUGGAGCCCAUAGCAAACCUCGACCGCGUUAACAAAGCCCGGUAUAGGCUGAAAUGCAGUAUUUGCAAGAGGCAAGACUCAGGCGCGUGUAUACAGUGCAACAAGCCCAGUUGCGUGGUCGCUUUCCAUGUAACAUGCGCCCGGAAGGAAAAACUUAUGAUGCCGAUGAAGGGGCCCCAAGGGACGCCUGCUCCGCCCUUGGUCGCUUACUGUGAACGGCAUCUUCCUCCAGACCAGGCCGCUGCUCGAGAGGCUUCGCUCGAAGCGGAGGCCGAAGAGGAAGAGGAAGAGGAGGGUGGCGUCGCUCACACGAAAUCCAAAUCUGCCCGCGCGUACGCGAAGACGUACAGGCCACCUAUUCCUCUUGUUCCUGCCAUCGUCGUCGACCGUGUCCUUGCCUACACUGGGAAGAUCCAACUCCGCAAGAAGCCUGAGUUUGUGAGCUUGAUAUGCAGGUACUGGUCGCUCAAGCGCGAGGCACGUCGUGGCGCCCCUCUGCUCAAGCGGCUCCACCUCGAGCCUUGGACUGCAAGCAAUGCCGGGCAAGCCCAGACCGAGGAGGAGCGUGUCGCCAAGCUCGAGCAGCUCACUGCGCUCAAGGGCGAUCUGGAGAAGGUUCGCGAGCUGGCAGCUCUCACAUGCAAGCGCGAGGCGCGCAAGUUGCACCAGGCGUCUGCCCUUCGAGAGCUUCUUGCUGCGGCUUUGUUUUACAACGAGGGUCCGCUACGCGUCGCUUUCGAGAAGGUUACGAGGCAAGCCAAAAGAUAUUGUCUGCAAGAAUACAACGAAACUGAUCCAUCUUCCAGUCACGAUAAGCAGAACUACUUCCGCUUCCCGGUAACCAAGCAGGAGGCGCCCGACUACUUUGACGUCGUAGCAAGGCCCAUGAGCUGGAGUGUCAUUGAGGAGAAACUCAACAAGCACGAGUACUGGGAUGUGGGGUCUUUCAAGGCACGUCUGAUCUUGUUGCACGCUACCACGCAGCUUACGGUUGCCCAGGAGGAUGUCAAUCUCGUCUUGAGCAAUGCGCUGCUGUACAACAAGUCCGCGACACCGUUUUACAAGGCUGCACACCGAAUCAAGGCGCAUAUGGAGAACAUAUGGCAAGAGAUGGAUGCUGCUCUCGGCAAGGAGAUGAAGGCCGCGUCCGAAACCCCUACUGAGGUCGAUCAAGUGCAGCUACCCGCAGCUGAGGACGUCAAGCAGGACCUGAAGCUGCCCCCAACUCAGAACGUCGGCGACCUGGAGCCAGCUUUGUGGGCGCUCUCCCUCCUUGCAUCUCGCGACGUCAUACAGCCCACUUGCGAGUAUGUCAUUGACGAGGAUCCGCUCUCCUCACUACUAGCGUACGAAGCUGGCAAGCUCGUGCCUCCGCCACCUCCACCGCCUCGCGAACCGACGCCGCCGCCUAGCUCACCGCCUCGUCGGCCGUCACCUCCAUCCCGUGCGCCGUCGAAGAAGAGCAAGAAAGCCGCAAAGGCCGAAACCGAGCGCGACAACAGACGCAGGCGGCAGCGCGCAGAGGAACACGAGGCGAGGGAGAGGCAGCUCACCGAAGAAGCUGAGAAACAGGCGCAGUUCGAAGAGGAGAUGGCGCGGGAGGCGCGCGAGCGGCGAAGUCGCAGUUCUACGAGUACGCCUCGCAUACCUCCGUUCGUUCCGGUUGGACAGCGCGAGGCAGAGGCGUACAGGGCACCUGUUACUGCUGUGUAUGCAGAUGUGGCGCCGCGGACAAGACGAGCGUCGGCUCAGGAGGCGACCUUCAUGAGCGAGGCGAUGGCUACGCAGACUCCUGGCGCCGGACCCAGUACGACGGAGGUACAGGAGAAACCUGCUUCCAAAGAGCGUCCGAGAAAACGACGCCGGACGACGACGCCGGUGCAGGAGGUGGAGCGCUUCGAAUGGCCGGUACUGCCUGCAGUCAAAGAGGACAUCGACAAGAAGGACACGUUCAAGUACUUCAAUGCUGGGUGGAUGUUACCUCCUGGUACGAAGCGUGGCAACCGUGGCUCAUUGGAUCGCCCUCCGCCGCCACCUCCACCCCCCAAGAAGCGUAGACCCAGUCAUUUGAAGUCCGGCCUGUCGAUCUCCAGUACGGCCGCUUCGGACAAUCAGACCCUGCCUACUCCAAGUCGCUCGCGAGCGAAGAAGAGAGGACGUCAGUCGCGCGCAACCGGCUCUCGAUCCCGCCGAGGCCGUCGAGCACCCCAGGAGGAGGCAAUGGAUGUGGAGGAUGAAGAGGAACCCGAUAACACUGCCGCUGACCAAAUGGACAACGAGGUACCCCCAUCUGAGGAAGAUGAUCCACGCACAGAGGAACCUUUGUCAUUUGCCGGCGAGCGGAUGCAAGAGGAUGAGAACGACGAGGACGAAGAAGAACGUGAAGCGCGAGAGCAGCUUGCUCCAUCCUCGGAUCCAGCCACCAACCAAGAACAGUCAGAGCCCGAGGAGGAGGGAACGGACCUACAACAAGCAUAUCAAUUCGCUGAACUUUCGUCAUCUCCCCAGCGCUCGCCACGGCGGUCACAACGAGCGCGGAAUGCGCCGGUUCCGUCUGCGGGACCUACAUCGCCGUUACAAGGCUUGCCACCUGUCCCACCUCCAACAGACGUGGUGCCUCAAGCACCGACUCCCCCGAAGUGGCCGUCGCCUGCGCCGUAUGCGAGAGGAUCCACGUCAAAGUGGGACGCUUCCCAAGAUCCUGGCUGGGCUGCAACUGCAGGGGCGUACACAGGACGGUCUCACUCUCGACCUGCUGCUCCCGAGCCCGAGCAGUCGCAGCACUCGUAUGCUUCCCCUCAACGCGAGCAACCAUAUGCCGCCCGCCGUGGACGCUCUCAGCAUGUCAACUACCAUGACGAACGCGCUGGGUGGCAUGCUACAUCGGCGUCUUAUGCCUCCCGUGGUCCACAGACAUACGGCCCGUACGCUCAGCAGGCCUCAACCCAGCCUGGCGCAGAAUCGUCCUAUUGGACCGCAGCUCGGGGCGAAUAUACUUCCUACCCUUCAUCUGCGCCCGCGGACUACGCUGCUUCACGUCCUUCGGCAGAGCAGUAUACUAGCACGAGCACCGAUUAUCCAUCAUAUCCCUCGCAGUACCAAGGAUAUCAGGCUCACGAGCCGAGUGCAUACGAGGGGUCUUGGCCAUCGUCGCCGCAGGAGCGUCCGUCUCAAAGGCCUUUUUCGCAUCCUUCGGUGCCGACUCGGAAUUUGGAAAGGCUUGUGGCCGCUGCAACAUCACAGUCUGCUCCUCCCGGCGAGGAUUCAUUCGGUGGCGCACUCGAGCUGCUGGCUGCACUCGCGCCGUCUCCACAAGCACCUUUCAGCGCGCCUUCGCCGCAGUCAUUCGCAGCUCCCUCCCCACAGGCCACACAGGAGUUACCUCCUUUCACCAGGUCGAGUCAGACGUGGCGGUCACAGUCCGUCAGUCAGUCAACGAGCCCACAGCAACUCGAGCCCUCGGAAGACUAUUGGUCACCACAACCGAUUCAGGUUCCCAGGGUUCCGUAUAGCGUCUCGCGCGCUCAGUGGGACUCGGUCGAGCCGACUCCUAUUUCGUCGUCUGCUGCCACAUCGCCGGGUGCGCACUGGGGUCAACCGAGCUCUUAUGCCCCAUCAAGUGGACCGGAACAGUGGGUCCCGCCCGAACAGGCGCAGACUGAGGCACAGUGUGGCGAACACACUUUUCCAGCAGGGCAAUACCCUGAGCCUGCUUUGGCGGGGCCUCAGUAUGCUCCUACUACGCCGUCAGCGACGCAGCACACGCACCCUGCUCCUUCGGCCUCCCAAUUCCCUCACUCUCCUAUCACAAGCUCUCAGAUCUCUAUCUCGCCGGACUUUGAUCUCGACCAACUCAGGACAGCCCAAACCCAAGUCAAUCGCUCUGUAUCGCAAGACCUUCAGUACGCUCAGCAUCCAUCCAUUGAGUCGCAAUACGCGCAAGGCAUGACAGGGGAUAUGCAAUACAGUGGGCCGCCGUCAUAUGUCCCCCAGUACGGCCCACCAAACGUUGAGGAGUGGCAGGCGCGCGCUGCCUCGAACAUGCCCUCGACAGGGCCUGUCUCGUCGAUUCCCUCUGACAUGAUUGACCCGUAUGCCCCGCCUGCAACGACAGAACAACCAUCCGCGAUCACGUCUUCGGAGUCUUCAGCCCAGAAUGUCGUGCACUCCUUGCAUGUCGAUCCCGAGGCGGAACAACCCACUUCGGGAGCGAACUCGCAUGCAGCUCCUGCUCAGGCAUCCCAGCCCACCGCUACCAUCCAAGAAGUCUCCGAGGAAACCUCUCAAGUCCUCGAACCAGCACAAUCUCAGACCGCUACGUCUGCGCCGAUUGCUUCGCAGACGGAUGCGGAAGAUGCAAGCUCAGACGUGGCUCAAACACUCGCUGGACAUGUCGGCGCUUCUGCACCUGCUACAGCUCAUGAUGAAUCUGCGAUAGGCGCCCUGCUUGGUCUAUCUGAAGAUCCAUCCUUGCGUCUGAAUAGACACCACAGAGAGGUGGAGAAGUACAAUGAAGAGCAUCCGCAAUUGCCUGUCCCCGUGCCGGGCUUUGACGACCACGUACGAGGUCGGCCAGUCGCUACGGGCACCGACAAGCCGCACAGUCGGCCCUCGACACCUGUGCACGAAGAGGCAGAUGCGGCUACAGGUACAAACGACCAUCCAGCGAAGCCAGUCGCUCACGAAGCUGAAGCUGAUACCGCCGAUAUCGAAGAACACGCCGAGCAAGCAGAGGCGGAUGCGGAUGCGGAUGCGGACGUGGACGCCGAGCCAGACGUCGAUGCGGCAGCGAAGCAAGAGGGCUCUGAAGCUGACGCGCCGCACGAAGAGGAGGCGAUCAAUGAGGCCCAAGAGUCCGACACCCCUGCCGAACCCGCCUCAGCACCUAGGAAGAGUCGAUUGAGCAGAGCGGACCUGGCGCUGGCUCUCGCGCACUCGCAGGAAGACUUCUCCUCGCAAUCGCGCUCCCCGGAACCUCGUAGCUUGUCUCAGCGUCGCAAGUCCACUGCAGCCCGAAGGCAGUCUGUAGCAUCGCCCGCCCCUCAGCACAUCAACGAACGCGCUGCCAUCAAGGCCAUCUCGUCAUCGUCCGGGGCGGUGAAGGAAGCCGAUUUCCAGGCGCCUGGGACACGCGUUGCGGCCGAGGGCGCCUACGAUCCCCUCCUCCCGUCUCGCGUGCGCGUCGAGGAGGACGGAGUGCCGGUGCUUGAGGAGCUCGACACGCCGGCGACGCGGCGCGCACGAGCGCUGCGCCGUGCCGCCGAACGAAAGCAGCAGCUCCUCGCGGAGGCGCGGAAGAGCGAGAGUGGACAGGUCGAAGAGGAGAAAGACGAAGCUGGUCCUUCGACGCUGCCAGCGACGUCCGCCUCCGCACCUGUACCCGCUCGCCGUAAACGCGGCCGCGGUCGUCCUCGCACCUCGUUCUCUGCGCAUCGGAGGAGACGGGCAAAGGGCAAGGGAAGGGCGUCUGCGUCUGUCGCUGACGCUGACGACGAUGCCAAGUCCGAGGACGAUGCCCAACCUAAGGACGAUGCUAAGCCUGAAGAUAAUGCAACGCCCGAAGACGAUGCAGAGCCUGAAGCUGACGCUAAGCCUGAAGCCGACGACUCAGCCCUCAGUUCACUCAGUAGCGACGACGAGCAGGCUGCAACGGAGGGCGCUGGUGGCGCGACGACAAGCGAAGUUCAGGACGAAGAUGCCGAAGGCGAGCCAGAUGAGGAGCAGGAUGGUGACGCCGAAGGCAGCGAGAAGCCACAUGUCGGUCGGAUUCGGCGCAAGCCCUUGCAUCCGAAAGCCGGUCAGAACUUGCUGAACGACAAAGGGUACAUCGACUGUGGAACUUUGGUUUGGGCAAAGAUCAACGCUUUUCCGUGGUGGCCCGGCGUCGUCUACGAAAACGACCAGGUGGACCAGAUACCGCGUCCCGUCAUCACGAAGUACAAGCGCAGGUCAAAAAUGUAUCCGCACAACAAGUACUUCAUCGUCCAGUUCUUCGACGAGAAGCGCUCAUGGCAAGUCGUCCAGCUGAAGGGCCUUGUCACCCUUGGGGACGACCUCGCUUUGGAUCGAGAGAUGUUGGAAGAUCAGGAAUUUAGAGUGCGGAAAUUGCGCACCGAGUUGGACACUGCGUAUAGAGAGGCCAUGGACCAAAUGGAGAGCGAUCUUGAAGAAGAGGGUAUCGAAGCAUGAUUCACCUAUGGACGGUACUUCUUGACCUAUGCUUUGUAUGCACUCUACGUUGCGUCGUUGUUUCCGAAUAUGUGACCGCUGUAUAUGUACUGCUUUAUUGGCGCCAGAUGCGCAAUCCACCGCUUGUUGACGAGGCUCGAA